This is a messenger RNA of Hibiscus syriacus, 2838 nucleotides long. RefSeq names its product BEL1-like homeodomain protein 6. Gene Ontology annotation, biological process: regulation of transcription by RNA polymerase II. Lineage: Eukaryota; Viridiplantae; Streptophyta; Magnoliopsida; Malvales; Malvaceae. The record is from RefSeq and is a predicted model, not a curated record. Bases 896 to 2788 code for a protein of 630 amino acids. The transcript has 5 exons. Gene Ontology annotation, molecular function: RNA polymerase II cis-regulatory region sequence-specific DNA binding; DNA-binding transcription factor activity, RNA polymerase II-specific.
UUGGUGGAUAUAAGAUAGAUAUUGCAGCAGCUAAAGAAAAAGGAAAGAAAAGGAAAAACAGAGGUUCCCAUGCUGAAAGCUGAGAGAGACAGCAGAGGGGGUAUUGAAAUUGAGAGAGAAGGAGGGUUUAAGGAAAGGGUUUUUAUGUUUAGGUCCACCAACUGUUAGUUAAGAGAUAGAACUCCUUAACCAAACAUAUUUUUUUCAACAACCAAGAAGAAGAUGAAGAUGGAGAAGAAGAAACUGUAAGAAUUUGAAAUAUUACAAUUUCUGGGUUUCAAGGCAAAUAACCUCUGGAAGUUAAAAAGUCUUUUGUUUUAUCUCCAAAAAGAGAGAAAUAGUUACAGUCUUACAGAGAGAAAGAAAAGCUAUCAUGGGAUUAGGGCCAUAGGGUUCAAAGUUCAAGUUGUGUGUGAAUCUCUCACGUGGGGUUUGAAUGGAAAUGAUGGAUUGGAUAAUAUAUGAUUGGUAAAAAAAAAGGAGCAAACAAACAAAGAAAAAAUAAAAGUGAUAGAAUUCAUUCAUUGCUCUGAAUUAUUAUUAUUAUUAUUAUUAUUAUUAUUAUCGUUCAUCUUUUAUUUGGAGCGACAAACAUCAAAGAAUUCUUCUCUCUUUUUUUCUUUUUUGAAGUGUUGGAUUGUUCUUGGGAUCACAAAGUGUUUGGUUUCCUAAGGAAAUUUCCCCUCAUCGGAUCCGGUGGUGUCAUUGAGAAUUCUUUGUUCCCCAUACCUCAAACAACUGUUACUGGUUUCCAGUUUUUUUCUUUAUUUUUUUCUGAAUAUGCUCAAGAUUGUUCAUGAUGGAAGUCUGUUUCGAUUGCUUAUUUCUAGUUAAUUUCGUGACUAUGUAAUUUGACUUGAACCGGAACAAGGAGAGUUUGAAGAAAGAAAGAAAUAUGGCUACUUAUUACACUGGUUCCGACAAUCAAAGAGAUACAGCUCCGAUGAUCUAUUUAAGAGAAUCGACGGUGCCGGGUUCGUAUCUAGAGGGAUCAGUUCUUCCUGGUAAUACGAUGUUGUAUAUGAGUUCAGGGUCCUAUUCCGAUGCAUUUUUUGGGAAUUCUCAGCUGAAAAACAACUGCACCGAGAUUCCAGCCGUCGAAGCUUCUGCUUCGACUUCACAGCAGCAAGGAAUCUUGUCUAACCUCGGGGACCAUGGUUUUGGUGCUUGGAGGGACGAUAGAAAUGAAAUGCUGGCUAUGCAGCCAAUGACUGGUGCUUCCGGCGUCAUUCACAAUGGUCAAAGACUAUCCUUAAGCCUUGGUACCCAUAUCCCUUCUGGAAUUCAAAUCCCUUAUCGGAAUACCGAUUUCGGUUUUUCUGGUGGUAAUCAAGAUUCGAAUAAAGGGGAAUUGUCUGCAUAUGGUAUGUUAACUAUGGCAAGAACUAUUCCUAAUUCCAAGUAUCUCAAGGCAGCACAACAACUGCUGGAUGAAGUUGUUAAUGUUCAAAAGGCUCUCAAACAGCCCGAUGGAGGGAAAAAACGAAACUCGCAAGAAAAUCGGGUGAAGAGUUCCGAUGAAGAUGGGGGAUCGAAGAAUGUGCCUGCAACCCAGCAAGAAUCCUCCAUGAACCCUCCAAAAGAGCUCUCACAUGCUGAAAGACAGGAAUUACAAAGCAAGUUAACGAAACUGUUGUCCAUGUUGGAUGAGGUUGAUAGAAGGUAUAAACAAUAUUAUCAUCAGAUGCAGAUUGUGGUAUCAUCAUUUGACGUGGUAGCAGGGUGUGGAGCUGCUAAGCCGUACACUGCACUUGCAUUGCAGACUAUAUCGUGCCACUUUCGGUGCUUGCGAGAUGCAAUUAACGGUCAAAUUCAGGCAACACGUACAAGUCUCAGCGAGCAGGAUACUUCGGAAAACAGUAAAGACAUGAGGAUUACACGUCUACGUUAUGUGGAUCAGCAGCUAAGGCAGCAGAGAGCUCUUCAGCAGCUUGGAAUGAUGCAACAACAUGCUUGGAGGCCUCAGAGAGGGCUCCCUGAAAGCUCUGUUUCAAUACUUCGUGCUUGGCUAUUCGAGCAUUUUCUUCAUCCCUACCCGAAGGAUUCUGAUAAGAUCUUGUUGGCAAGACAGACAGGCUUGACUAGAAGUCAGGUUUCAAACUGGUUCAUAAAUGCUCGGGUGCGUCUAUGGAAGCCUAUGGUUGAAGAGAUGUACAAGGAAGAAUUUGCUGAUGCAGAAAUGAACUCUAAUUCUUCGUCUGAUAAUGCUGUCAAAGCAACAAAAGGUGAUACAAUGACCUCUAAGGACAGAGGUGAAGAUCUGCAACAAAGUGGGGGCUCAUCGGCGAUAGAGAGACAUAGCAAUGGGCAUUUGAUGGAUUCCAAAUCUGACAAUGUUCAUGACGUAGGCAUCUCGGGAUCAACUCCCGGAGCUAGUUUCCUGAAUGUCACAUGCGGAGAAGCUGAAACCGAGUAUGUAUUACAGAAGCCAAGGGAGGAGCAUAGGCUUACUAUGGGCAACUCUAAUAUCCCCGAUGAAAGUGUUCAUCUGGAUGGUGGUAGUCACCAAUUCAUGGCGGCCACGGCUUACAAUGUUUCGGAAUUGGGGAGGUUUGGCAGUGGAAGUGGUGUAUCUCUCACUCUGGGAUUGCAGCAUUACGAGGAUGGUAGCAUAAGCAUGACAGAUGGAAGCCAUCAUCAAAAUUUCAUUGCAAUGAGAGGGGAUGAAAUGUACAAUCAAAUAACAACUUCGGUAGGAGCCGAAACAGCGGAUUUUGAAUGCAUAAACCCCGGUAAUCGGCAACAAGGGUUCAGUUCCUCUCAGAUGUUACGUGAUUUUGUAGAAUGAUAUGUACUUGGACUGCAGAUUUAAACUUGCAUUAAUCUUCAUAUAUUUUC